AUGUCUGUGAUACAUCCAAAUAGUUCCAACUACCCAUUCAAAUUUGAACCUUUCCUACGGACAGAAUAUAACUUUGGGCUAGAUCCUGAUAGACCAGUUUGUCAAUUUUGGAACGGUCAUGGAGGUUGUCCAAAUGGUGAUCAAUGUCCAAAUAAACAUGUUUUACCAAUGUAUAGCAACAAAAUUGUUUGCAAGCAUUGGCUAAGAGGUCUUUGUAAAAAAGGUGAUCAUUGUGAAUUCUUGCAUGAAUAUAAUUUAAGAAAAAUGCCUGAAUGUCUGUUUUAUUCAAAGAAUGGAUUUUGUACUCAGACUCCAGAAUGUCAAUAUUUACAUAUAGAUCCACAAUCCAAAAUACCUGAAUGUUUAAAUUAUUCAAGAGGGUUCUGUCCAGAAGGUCCAAAUUGUAAAAAUAGACAUAUAAAGAAAAUCAUUUGUCAAAAUUAUUUAACAGGGUUUUGCCCAGAUGGUCCUGAUUGUGAUUUAGCACAUCCACAAUUUGAAUUAUUACCAGAUAAAUUAAGAAUAAGACCUGAUAGAGCUGUUGAAAUACAGUUGGAGAAAGAAGCUAAAGAAAGGGAGGAAAAAGAAAGAGAGGAACUUGAAAGGUUCCAAAAGAAAGUUGUUGAUCCAGAGUAUUGA
Messenger RNA from Hansenula anomala, 639 nucleotides. It is a transcript of the gene YTH1, whose product is annotated as cleavage polyadenylation factor RNA-binding subunit YTH1. Bases 1 to 639 code for a protein of 212 amino acids. The transcript has 2 exons. Lineage: Eukaryota; Fungi; Ascomycota; Saccharomycetes; Phaffomycetales; Wickerhamomycetaceae. The record is from RefSeq and is a predicted model, not a curated record. Gene Ontology annotation, molecular function: metal ion binding; RNA binding.